AUUCGACCACCUCUACUUAUAUGGAACACACCGGAAACCUUUCGUCGUCUAGUGUCUGAGCAAAAUUAUUCUUUAGUCGUUUUGAAUGUGUUAAACCCAUUCAACCGGUUCUCCCAGCUCCGAGCAAACAAAAUUAUUUCCUUUGACAAUUGUCCAGUUUUCGUUGGAUCCACAACGGUCUCGGUUUAUUCGGUUUCGAUUUUCUAGACGUUGUCGUCCAAUCUGCAAGCAUGUCCGGUGAUUGUCCCUGCCCCGCGCCCACGGAUUUUUCGCCAUGUCCUCCGGGAUCGACGUGUCCGCCAUGUGAUUGUGGUGACUAUGCAGGAUGUUGCUAUCAGCAGCCUCCCCGCACUUUGCCAAUUCUGCCGAAGUCGCACUUUAUGCGAUCCACGGCGCCGCUGGACACCGAUACCAUCUAUCGGCGUUCCUUCUACGCCAAUUGUGGGGACAACAUAAGGGCCCGUCCCGUCAUGCCAAGCUCUCAGAUCCGGGCUUCUACGGCACCGUUGGAAAAGUGCACCAUACAGAAGCUUUCCUAUAUGCCUCCUUGUCCGGUGAAGCGGACGCCACCCAUUGUACCCAUGGAGAGUGGGCUCCGCUUUGAGGGUCCCAUCUACGCAAUGACUUCGCAGAAGCAUGACUACGUACCCAAAGGGAUCGUAAAGCGUGAUCCCAUUGUACCGAGGGUGGCUAUCUGCACAUCGAAUGCUCCGAUGGAACGCUGUACUAUCCAGAAGCUGAGCUAUAUGCCCAUCGAUGUGUGCCAGAAUCCACCGCGGAAGCCCAUGGUGCAGGGAUCGCACUACUGCAAGCCAGCGGGGCCCAUGGAGCGCUGCACUAUCCAAAAGCUGUCAUACAUGCCGGUCUGCUUGCCGGCCAAGGAACCCACUCCCUGGGCCGACAAGAUUCGGUGUGCCCCGCCACGCUACUCAAACGUUUGCACCACUUACAACUUGAGCUACAUGCCCAAUUGUAACGAGGCGCGCACAGCUCCGGUGAUGCCGCUGACCACUUUGCGUUUCUGUGGCAACGAUUCCGGUUCCGGUAGCACGGUCUACAAGCUCAGCUACAUGCCAGUUGAUGCUUCAAGGACCAAACCGGCGGCCGUCCUACCCAGAGAUACUUUUUGCCGACCCACUGGGCCGCUCGAGAAGUGCACCAUUCAAAAGCUUUCCUAUCAGCCGAACUGCACGGAGCGUACUCCACCCAUUCGUCCGAUGGAGAACGGACUGCGUUUCGAUGGGCCCAUGUACGCAAUGACUACUCAGAAGCACGAUUUCGUGGCCAAGCCGCAUGUCAGACGGGCACCAAUUAUGCCGCGGACCGCCUUCUGCCGACCAACCGGAGCAAUGGAGCGCUGCACGGUAAACAAGCUGUCUUAUAUGCCGGUGGACGUAACCUGCUUCCCGCGGGCUGAAACGGUUCGGCCACGACAGGGUUUCUGCCGCAACGAAGGACCCAUGGAGAAGUGCACUACUUACAAACUCAGCUACUUGCCAAACUGUGUGCCGCCCAAAGAGCCUCUGCCAUGGGCCAGAUACUCAUCCUACUGCAAGCCAACCGGUCCCAUUGAGAAGUGUACUAUACAGAAACUGAGCUACGGUCCACCGGGUGCCUUCCAGCGUUGUGGCGGUCCUUGUGGAACUGGCGGUGGCAAUGGCAACUUCCCCACGGCCGGCAUUUGUUGAGUUUGAAAUACAUUUUGAUUGCUCCCUGAUUGUCCUGCACCAAACUUGUCCCGAGUUCGUCGUUUUGUGUUGUACCAAAAUCUUUCAGUCCAAGUCUCAAAAAAGAUGCGGUAUUUCUUUGUUGUAAAAGUUUAACAGCGAUCUCACUAUCUGAACUGUCUCUGUAAUCCAUUUUAUCAUAAUUUGUCUAUGUAAUAUGUAUAUACAGAAAAUUGCACGUGA
This is a messenger RNA of Drosophila eugracilis, 1910 nucleotides long. RefSeq names its product stabilizer of axonemal microtubules 1. Bases 231 to 1688 code for a protein of 485 amino acids. Lineage: Eukaryota; Metazoa; Arthropoda; Insecta; Diptera; Drosophilidae. Gene Ontology annotation, cellular component: ciliary basal body; sperm flagellum; centriole. The transcript has 3 exons. Gene Ontology annotation, molecular function: microtubule binding. Gene Ontology annotation, biological process: microtubule anchoring. The record is from RefSeq and is a predicted model, not a curated record.